Molecule: messenger RNA, 2589 nt
Organism: Acytostelium subglobosum LB1
Lineage: Eukaryota; Evosea; Eumycetozoa; Acytosteliales; Acytosteliaceae
Exons: 4
Coding region: 1-2589 (862 amino acids)
Biological process (GO): RNA processing
Cellular component (GO): nucleus
Molecular function (GO): RNA binding
Source: RefSeq, a predicted model, not a curated record
AUGGAUGGAAAGUAUGGUGACGAUGAGGACAUUGAUGGAGUGCCCAUCACUAUGCCUUUUGGAUUAUCAGAGGACAAGCUUGCACCAUCCACAAUGCAGAGCAUAUCAGAGACAAAGUUGCACGAGAUAAGGACUGGCACAACCAAGGUAUCAUUGCUGGACCAACACAGACACCAAACCGAUGCAAGGAAGAAGCGAGACAAUGAUGAGGCGGCUCAGGCUUACAGGGAGUGGAUGAGCUCAUUCGAUACGGAGCAGGUGAGAAAGAAACCUGCUUUUGUCAAGGGAGGCACUUAUGUCUUGUCCUCUGUCCAAAGCGAUGACACUGAUGUGCAUGGAGGCAUACAAGAAAGAUCUACAGAGCAGCAGCAACAACAACAACAACAACAAUCAAACAUUGGUUCUUUCUCAAUGUCGAACUCUCCUCCACCGUCCCCAACACCUCUGAUAAGAAAGGGAAGGUCAAAGUUGAUCGAUGAGUUAAAGGAGGAGUUCAAGCAGAAUCAGCAGGACAGGGAGAGAGACAAAGAAAGGGACAAGGAGAGGCAGCAGGCCAUCGAUGAUAGGGAGAGAGAAAGAGACAGAUAUAGAGAUAGAGGAAGAGAAAGGGAAAGAGAUAGAGACAGAGACAGGGACAGAGAUAGAGAUAGAGAUAAAGAUAGAGAUAAUGAUAGAUAUAGAGAAAGAGAUAGGAAUGGUGAUCGAGUUAGAAACGGAGGGCGAAGCAGAGACACAGAAAAAGUUAUAGACAGGAACAGAGAAGGUGAAUAUGACGACUCAACAUUCACUACAUUGUUCAUUCGUCAGUUGUCAAUGCAAGUCACAGAGGAGGACUUGCAACUAUCCUUCUCAAAAUUCGGAGUCAUCACAAUGAUCAGGAUACUUCCUCCAAAGGGCACACAACCACCUUGCGCCAUCCUCACAUACAGUGAGCACAGGGCUGCAAGCGAUGCUAAGCAUAGCCUCGAUGGCAAGACAAUCAAUGGAAGAGAGGUCAAGAUACAAUGGGCAAAGAGUCAGCAGCAGAUUGGUACUCAGCCUCCAUCGGAGCAACAACAGAAUCACACACCACCAAUGACGAAUCAGAUCCGAAUCAGAAUACCACACAACAUGCAGACAAGGAGUCUAAUCGAGAGAUUGGCAACGUUUGUCUCACGACAAGGUCAUCAUUUUGAGAGUGCUGUCAUGCAACGCGAGAAAGACAAUCCCAACUAUCGUUUCCUGUUUGAAUGCUCAGGCGAUGACUACCACUACUACUGCUGGCGAGUGUUCACAUCGAUGGAGGAGUUUGCCAAGUAUCGAUCAGUACCACUGCAGGUGCUUGAGGAAGGUCCAAUCUAUCUUCCACCAGAUGGCAUCGAUGAGAAGAUUCAAUUGGUGUCUGUUUCUAAUGAGAGCACCAUUGAUUUUGGCAGACAUGACCCGAUCAGGAGUGGAAGCAGAGAGAGAAACAAAGGUGGAGAGAGAGAUGGAAUUAGUGAUGGACGUAGAGACGAUAGGGUUGGAGAAAAAGGAAGAGACAGAGUCAGAGGCAGAGAAAGAGAUAGAGGAGAUAGAGAUAGAGAUAAAGAUAGAGAUAGAGAUAGAGAUAGAGAUAGAGAUAGAGAUAGAGAUAGAGAUAGAGAUAGAGAUAGAGAUAGAGACAGAGACAGAGGCAGAGAUAGAGACAAGGAUAGAGACAGAGUUGGAUCAGGUACCAAGGAUUUGAAACGCAAGGAAAUAUCCUUCACUGAUAGAUCACAAUUCACCGACAUGUUGAGACAUAUGUCAACUUCAAAGCAGAGGAUCAAAGAGGCGAUGGGAUUCUCCAUUGAAUGUUCAGAGUUUAGCAAUGACAUUGUAGAUAUGGUGAUCAACUCUACAUUCGAUCAGGUUCAGUCCAAUAGAUCAAGGAUAUCAAAGCUCUAUCUCAUAUCAGACAUCUUGUCCAAUUGUACUGCCAAAGUACAGAAUGUAUCUUCAUACAGAGGAUUGUUUGAGAAUCAACUUCCACGAUUCUUUGAGGGUUUAGGCGAUACACUCCGAGGAAUCUCAGGUCGUGUGACGGCUCUUAGCUUCAAGGAUCAAAUCCUCAAGGUUCUCCUACAUUGGGAAUACUCAUCAAUCUUCCAGAGGCACUUCAUACAAGGUCUCAGGUUUACUCUCAUCAAUUCAUCAGAACUGCAACAGAAAUACAAGGAUGAGAUAGCAAAGGAAGAGGAAAUAGAUGGUGCCCCCCUUUCAUUGACAGCAGAGGAGACAUCAAAAUCUCCAGGAACAAGACAUAGUUCCCUAGUGAAGUUGUGCAUGCUCAAUGGACUGGUCAGAGUAGGAAGUUUGGAUGACCUUGAGCUUCGUCUGAAGCUCUACAACAAGUUUGUUCAAGAAGAGUCCAAGAAAGAACCUACAGUAUCCCUUCACGAGACCGAUUAUAGCCAAAUAGAUGAAGAGGUCAACGAGUAUAGAACUCGUCUUCUACUAUCAAAGAAUAACGAACUGGAGUCAGUGGAUAGGAGUGUAAUGCAGUACAGAGACACUCUAGUGGCAAGUUAUAGAAAGAGGCGUUCAGGCGAUGAGAGUGGUGUAGAAACAAAGAAACAAAGGUCUUGA